Molecule: messenger RNA, 1125 nt
Organism: Kazachstania africana CBS 2517
Lineage: Eukaryota; Fungi; Ascomycota; Saccharomycetes; Saccharomycetales; Saccharomycetaceae
Product: zinc-binding alcohol dehydrogenase family protein
Exons: 1
Coding region: 1-1125 (374 amino acids)
Molecular function (GO): oxidoreductase activity, acting on NAD(P)H
Source: RefSeq, a predicted model, not a curated record
AUGUCCUUACCCACUACUAUAAGAGCUGUUAAAGUUGAUGGUGACAAGGCAACCAUCAAGUCAUCUAUCCCUUUGCCAAGAUUGGAAAAUGGUUAUCUUCUAUUGAAGACAAAGGCUGUUGCUGGUAAUCCAACUGAUUGGAAGCAUAUUGAAUACAAAUUAGGUACUGAUCAAGCCACUCUCGGUUGUGAUGUUGUCGGUGAAAUUGUCAAAUUUGGUCCUGAUGUUGAUCAAACUAAAUUUCACAUCGGUGAUAUCGUCUAUGGUUUCAUCCAUGGUGCCUCUGCUAGAAGCCCAGAUAACGGUGCCUUUGCUGAAUAUGUUGCCUUAGAUUCUAAAUUAGCUCUUCAAACUCCAAAGGGUAUGACAUUCAGUGGUAAGGAACACAUCCCAGAAGGCCCAGUCACUACUUUUGAAGGUGCUGCCACCAUUCCAUGUUCUUGGUACACUGCUGGUGCCACUUUGUUCCAUCACUUCAAGUUAAAGUACGAUUGGUCUGAAGACAAGCCACAAUACAAUUUCCCACUCUUAAUUUGGGGUGGUGCUACCGCUUUGGGACAGCCAAUGAUUCAAUUAGCUAAGAAAUUCCACGCUUACAGUAAAAUCAUUGCUGUCGCAUCUAAGAAGCACGAAGCUCAAUUAAAGGCUUACGGUGCCGAUGCUGUCUUUGAUUACCAUGAUAGCGAUGUCAUUGAACAAAUCAAAGCUAAAUACAACAAUAUCAGACACUUAUAUGACUGUGUUUCCAACUCAGAAACCAUUCAACAGGUUUAUCAAUGUUCUUCCGACAAAGAAGAUACUAUUGUCUUCAACUUCACUGGUAUGAACGAAAACACCAUCAAGCCAGAAUUAAGAAGAUCAAACAUUAAAGUUCAAGACACUAUAAUUUACGCAGCUUUAGGAUAUGAUAUCCCAUUUGGCGGCUCUCUAAUACCAGCUGAUCAAGAAUACAGAAAUAGUGUUGUAAAAUUUGUUAGUAUUGCAAACAAGCUUUUCUUGAACGGUGAAUUGCGUCACAUCCCAGUCAAGGUAUACAAGAAUGGCUUAGAAGGUACUCUACAAAUUACCGAUGACAUUAAGAAUGGCAGGAACUCUGGUGAGAAAUUAGUUGCCAUCUUCGAUUAA